AUGUCCGAUGUGGACUGGGUGAACGCGCCCGUCGCUGUCGAGAUCCGCGCGACGAACGCGGCCGGCCAGAAGCCACAGCUAUACAAGUCUUCGUCGGCCGCCAAGGACCCCCGGCCGGGUAUGGCGCGCGAGUGUACCGGUCAGGACUCGGGAGGCCCGCUCCAGAUCGCCGCGCGCUGGUGCCAAGGUGCCCCGCUCUCGCAAGCCGAGAGCGAGAGGGGUUCGUGCAGACGCGCUCUGGAAGGGGCGGGCGAUCUGAUAGAGACGCUUGUGGUCGCUACGGACGACGGUCUGAGCCGCGCGCGAGAAGAGCGCGGCGGCGUUCGAUCCGGGCGCAGGACGGGUGCGCCGGAGAGCGUGACGUGGAGGUAUCGCCGUGCGAACAGCAGUGCCUCGUGCUACAGCCAGCGCAUUCCACGUCCUAUUCAUGCGGAGCAGGGCAGGCUGUCGGCAUGCAUUCCUGGCCCAGGCGGUGCUGGUCAAUGGAUCCCGGAACCGCAGUCGAGGCCGGACGUGUUCUCUCGGGUGCAGGCAUCCAAUGCCUAG
This is a messenger RNA of Gloeophyllum trabeum ATCC 11539, 546 nucleotides long. RefSeq lists its product as uncharacterized. The record is from RefSeq and is a predicted model, not a curated record. NCBI's taxonomy places the organism in Eukaryota, Fungi, Basidiomycota, Agaricomycetes, Gloeophyllales, Gloeophyllaceae. The transcript is spliced from 2 exons. The coding region runs from base 1 to 546 and encodes 181 amino acids.